AUGAUUAGAUAUGACGCAGUCAUUGGUCCAUUUUUUAUGAUUGAGAAUCCAGCCAAGACUGAGUGCCGCCUAGCUUUGCUUAAUACCAAUACGCACUUGACCUCGGGAGUCAAAUACGGUGCUGAUUUCCUUAUCUAUUUAGGAGACCCUAAAAUCGUCCAUUCUUCUUUUACCCUCAACACUGAUCGGCCUAUCUCUUUCAAACUCCUCGCCGGGCUGGUUCGUGUUUCAUCCUCAACGAAGAAAGACACUGUUCUGUACACACAAGACAAAACAGCUCCUUUCCUGAAGUUUAGUCGGUUCUUCCUUUAG
This is a messenger RNA of Nematocida homosporus, 312 nucleotides long. RefSeq lists its product as uncharacterized. Gene Ontology annotation, molecular function: tRNA-intron lyase activity; nucleic acid binding. Bases 1 to 312 code for a protein of 103 amino acids. The transcript has a single exon. Gene Ontology annotation, biological process: tRNA splicing, via endonucleolytic cleavage and ligation. NCBI's taxonomy places the organism in Eukaryota, Fungi, Microsporidia. The record is from RefSeq and is a predicted model, not a curated record.